Molecule: messenger RNA, 1492 nt
Organism: Callorhinus ursinus (northern fur seal)
Lineage: Eukaryota; Metazoa; Chordata; Mammalia; Carnivora; Otariidae
Source: RefSeq, a predicted model, not a curated record
UGUGGGGAAAGGGGGCGCACUUAGAGGGAUGAAGGAUGCCUCACCACUUGGAAAGUUACUGGGUCCGGCCUUAAUCCCAAAAUGCCACUUGCAUUGCAACAUGUGGCCCAGGGUUACAAAAGAAAUGUGGCUGACGGACGUUGCAGACGGACGUUACGCCGGUGUACAAAGCAAAGCAGAGGGGGAAACAUAAAUCAGGCGCCAUCGGUGAAAACCCGGCAAGGAUCUAAGUCUCCGUUCGGUGGGAGGUUCGGUGACACAAUAAUCACGUGUACUGUCCGUAGACGUUCGGAAAUAUUCGAUUCUGGAACGUGCAGGGGCCGAAACCAGCCGGCAGAGCAAGUACCGGUCGGCACCAGCGGCCGGGUUAGCGCGGUUCCGUUCCAGCCCGAGGCGGGUCACGCCUCCGACUCCCGGUCCCGGCGACCUCCGGGGGCGAAGCCGGAGCCGGCGCGAGGCGGAAGCCUGGCCGCGCUCCCCGCCCGCGCCCAGGCCGCCUCCGGGUGCACCGCCGGCCUCGCGCGGCCCCGGCCCCCAGACCCAGGCCCGGAAGGCGAGCAUCGAUUUACCUGCUCCCCGCUCUGGCUGCCGCCGCCGCCGCCGCCACGCCGCUCACCCACACUGCCAGGCUGCAGGCCCAUUACCCUAAUAGACUGUGACCUUCUGAGCAGAGAAACAUGGUUCCUUGCCCUCAAGAGGAUCAAGUUUGGAGAAAGACAUAAACAAUCAAAUAGAGUAAUAACAAGCACUGAAAUCAAGUUUAUUUUUAAAAUAUGGAGGAGGAGCAUCUUAUUCAACCUCCAUUAAACAGGAAGUACUUCUCAUAAAAUGUAAAGCUCAAGAUGAAUCUUGAAGGAUCAGUAGGAAUUGGCCAAGCUAAGAAACAAAGUAUGUUCCAGACAAAAGCAUGGGUACCUUGGUAUGUAUCUCCUUGCCUAUGAACUGUGGAGUAAGACUCAUUACAACGAUUCUGGAUCCAUUUCUGGCUAUGUGAGGAGGAAAGUUUUACCAGCUGAUGGCCGUUUGAUGACCUACAUGGAAAGAAUUGGUAGACUCAGGAGAGCACAAUUGAGAGAAGUGAUCACAUCACAAAAUGUGACAUCAUUCUUUGGCACCAGCUGGCAUCCUGGACAUGGAGAAUGAGUUAUACUCUCAACCCUAAAUUUUCCCCUCUAGAUUACCCUUGUGGCUCACCAGAGGGCAGUGUGCAGUAAUCGGCUCUACUACCUCCUACAUUGGAUGUUUCCUUUGGAACAGCCAAUGUCAAAUCAUUAGAAACAGAAAACAGGCAAGAUAAUAGAUUAUGGAAGUUGUUUUGUUAGGUUUGUUGUAUCUGUGCCCCCUACAUGGAAUUCUUAAUAUUGAGAAAUUAAUCAAUCACCACAUGAGAUAUAACUUUUAAUAAGUUUCCAGUAAACCCUGUGUUACAGUUUCAAAUUUAUGGCAAUAGUUUGGAAUUACUAAACUCAGUUCUCCUCUUUAGACCUACAAA